This is a messenger RNA of Tetrahymena thermophila SB210, 12210 nucleotides long. RefSeq names its product phage head-tail adaptor family protein, putative. The record is from RefSeq and is a predicted model, not a curated record. Gene Ontology annotation, molecular function: calcium ion binding. The transcript is spliced from 30 exons. Lineage: Eukaryota; Ciliophora; Oligohymenophorea; Hymenostomatida; Tetrahymenidae.
AUGAUUAAGCUUUGUUUAAAAUUUAUAUGUAUUAUUAUUAUAAGUAAAAUCUCUUUUGUUCUAGAGGAUAUAUUCUUAGAAGAUUUUAUUAUUUAUUUAUUUAUUUAUUUAUUUAUUUAUUUGUUUGUUUGUUUUAUAUGUUUCUAUAACUAGAUAAAUAGAGUAGUGGAAAAUUUAAAGUUGUAUUAUAUUAGUCUUUUUAUUAAAUAUACAAAAUUUAUAAUAAAUAUAAAAAAAACAAUCAUUAAAAAUUUAUUAUUUCUGGUUGUCGUAAAAAGGUUAAAUUCUAAGAUAGACAAAAUUUUAAGAAACACUUUAAUAAAUUAUUAUUACUAUAUGCUUUUAAAUAACUAAAAAACGGAAGGAAAGUACGAAUAACAAAGAAUGUUAGAUAGAUAAAGGCUAGAAGAUUAGUAUAGCCAAGAAGAUAAAGAUAAAUCUAUGGUAUUAGUCUAGGCUUCUCCAAAUAUAGAAGCCAUGAGAUCAACAAAUAACCUCAAGCAAUCAAAAUUUAAAAAUCAAUAGGGCAAAUUAAGUAAUAACUCAAGUGAUAUCAAGGACAUAGAAAUGGGAACUUUAGACAUCAACAAUUAACUGAAUGAGUCGAAUUAUAGAUUGCUUAAAUAAGAUGAAUAUAAGCAUAAAAAAGCCACUAAGAUGACGAAUUUGUUUUCUAAUAAAUAGUAGAGUACAAAAAACCUUGGUAAAAGAUCUCUAAUUAUGAGGAGGUGCUAUAGGAUAACACUGUUAUUUUUAUUUGAGCUAAUAAUAAUAGGACUUUUUUUGGGUUUCUAUUAUAACUUUGGGUUUUAUAGAGGAAGCUAUGAGAUUAACGAUCAAGAAAGUUUAUCCAUUUAAUUUUAAUAAUGUUAUCUAAAAAUAUACGAUUAUAGUCCAACUUUAGUCUAAGAUAAAGGCUUAAACUUUUAUUCUACUACCAGUGUACCUUCUUAAAUCAAUGGAAAUAUUUUAUUGAAAUAUAGCUUUCCCAAUCCAAAGACAUUUGGAGCAUCAAGCUAGAUGAGUUAUUCACUGAAUAAUGGAAUAAGAGAGUUUUAAUUUUUGAACGGAGCAGAUUCUAUAGAUUGUGAGGUUGUUAUGUAUGUCUAUAAACCUACUACAAUACAAUCGUUGUCUAUUGAUUGUGGAAGAUAGGAUUGCUUUAUCAUAAACUAGUCAAAGUAGAUCACAUUUUAAUCUCUUAGUGCUACUGGGUAUUCAAUAGAUUUUAAUGCCCAAUAUUUAAAUACUAAUAUUUUGAAUAUCUAUUCGUUUUUUGGAUAUGUAGAAAUUGAUGACUUCUACUUUACUUAAGCAAGCAUAGACAUUAGCACUGGAGAUAUUUCAAUCUAAUCCACAAAAAGUAUAUUUGCUAAUUUAUAAAUGGUUUCUAAACUCUAUUGUGCAAGCACAUAUUCUAAUAUUAACAUCGUGAGUACAGUAACAGACGUAACUCCAAAUUGUAGUCCUGUUUACCCUUAUGGAACCAAAACUUAAACUGAUUAAUCAGUCGUUGCUCAAAGAUGUCUUUAAGGUACUUUAACUGUAAAAUCUUCUGGAAGUGAACCUAAUUAAAUUCUUAAUGCAAAAAAUACAUAUGGUAACAUUUUUAUAAAUGUACUUCCUAGCCCAGGUGCUUCUCCUAUUUCAAAUUCUCAGGUUUUCUUUGAUUAAUCAGUUUAUGGGUAGGAUGGUAAUAAAAUUAAUUUAUCUACUCAAUCUUUAAUACUACUGAAUUCAUAAUUAAAAAAUGCAUAAAAUCCUAAUGUGUAUGAUCCAAUAUUCCAAUUAACAUUUGGGUCUUAAUACACAUAUUCAGAAAGUUUCACAUAAUGGCAGAUUACAUUUAAUCCUGCUUGCUCUUAUCUUAAGCCUUGGUGGAUAGGAACACUUACAUUUACUCUGUUGGAUACAGAGAGGUAUAUAGAUGAUUUAACCUUAGCUCCAGGAUUCUGUCCAUACGUUCCUGGAAUAUCUUAAGAGAGAAUUUACUUAAUACAAGCACUUCUGACAACGUUAAUGAAUUAAGGUUAAAAUACUUAAAAACUAACAACUUUUGGGUGGUAAAAUAGCCAGACUCUUCCAUCAGUAAAAUUUUCAAGCAAAAAGACUUAUGAUGGAAAUAGAAAUACUGAUUUUUCAUCUACUUAUAAUGAUGAUUGGAUCAUUUUUAAUAUUGAUAAAGAUGGGACAAUAUCAAUAAAUUAUACAUCGCUUGACAGUAACCAAGUAUUGUUAGCUGCUUUGAUUGUCAGCUUCAUAUUAGCUGUCAUAUUAGGAUUGGUUUUCAUGGUUGCCACAGUCUAUGUUAUAAAUCAAAACUAUUUAAACACCCUGGAUCAUAUGAAGCAUGUGGAUACUUAUGCAUAAGUAUAAAAAAUUUAAAAAGAUAUCUAAGGUAGAGAUAAAGAUUUAGAGGACAUUUCUAUGUAAGAAGAAAAUAUUGGGCAGAAAAAUGAAAAUCAUGAAGAUUCUGAUGACCUUAAAAAAAUUAGUUUAGACUAAAAAUAAUUAAAAUAUACAGUCGCUGGAAUUCUUAAUUCAUUCUUCACUUUAGUUUAUUUAUCUCCUCCUUUGAGUGCAUAUAUUGACUAAGUCGUCUUACUCUUCUAUAAGGCUAGAGUGAAUUCAGCUGCUGAUUUCUUUUCUUUACUUUUUGUUGAAGAAAAUAAAUAAGAAGACAAUGAAGAAUAAAUUCAUAACUUAGAAAAAGAUUCUAUUUCUGGAUAAGAUAUGAAAGUUUUGUAUGAAUAGUAUUGCUAUCUUAACUAAUUAUUAGAAAGAAAGCUAGAUAGUUAGUAGAGUGUAAAUCUCUUAAAGUCUAAAGGGUUUAAAAUUAGCAUUAAAUAAGGAGCCCUUAUUUCCUAUUAUACUUACAUCUUAUACAACGGAAAUAACAAAGUAAUUUAAGAUACAGAUGGUAAGAGCUCGUUAGAUCUGUUUAUCAAGUAUUGCUGUAAACUUACAAAAUUUGACUCUGAUUGUAUUGAUUCUUUAUCUUUUGAAAAGUAUUAUUCUGAAUUUUGUACAAAAAAUCAUAUGGAAUAAUUUCAGUUAAAUGAAAAUGAUCUUAAGCGUGAAUAUGGUAUAGAAACAAGAUUUUUGCCUUAAUAAAUUGUAGAAAGAGAUCCAAAUUAUGGACUAAGUAAGAAGUUUAAUAUUAAUUAGAAUAGGGUCAAAAACAAUUUCAUACUUAUACUAUCUCAAAAUGUUGAAAACGUCCUACCUGAAAAUGGAAAUAUAUCUGAAUUGAAUGAUGUUAUCAUAAAUAUAUACACACCAAAGGGAUGGUUAAUUUUUGAUAUCUUAACGGUUUUGGCACAUUUGUGCAUUAUCUUUUUACUCGGCUCUCCACUUAUAGCAAUAAUUAUUUUUGUAAGAAUGCAGCAAACACCCUUCCUUUUAAUUCCAUCUGCUAAAUAGCUACUUUUAUCUGACUUAUUGUAUAAGACAUCAGUAAUUCCUUUGAAAUUGAUGAAUGAUACUAAUUUAGUAAUUGCUAUUUCAUUAAUUACAUUGAUUUUUUGGGCUCUUUCUACUUGGGAUCUUAUAUAUUAUUACUUUUUAAUGAGUUUUCCUUAAGAAAGAUAUUUUUUGAAUUAUAAAAAUGCUAACUUAGGAAGAAAGUUUGUUUCACGUGUUAUGUGGAUUAUAGUACUAAUAAUUAUAUAUAUUGUUUAUAUAUACUUGUGCUUAGUUAUUACUUGGUUAAUUCUAGGAGCUAUUAUCAAUCCAUAGGCAUUUUUACCCUAUGCAACAUCUUCAGCAACUCUUGUAACUAUUGUUACACAGAAAUAUAAAUAAUUCAAGCAGCUUUCUGAAGAAGGAUAUAAGAAACUUAUUUCAUACAUUACCAAUUUCUCAGAAAACUAAUUUAAAGAAAUCAUCAAAAAAAUGGAUAUCAGUGAAAAAAUCGAAGAUGCUUUACCAACAAACUAAAUCAAAAGCUUAAUUGGAGAAGCAGAAAGCAAUAAUCUUAUUGAUCCUAAAUUAAGUUAGAGUAUUUAAAAUAACAUAGAAAUUAUGACCAGAGAUCCUAAUGCAGUAGCUCACAUGGGUCAGGAAGUAUUUGAGAUUGCUUAAAAUCCUUAAGCUUACGCUUCAAGCCUUAUGGAAAAACUUGAAAGCAAAGUAAAAGAUGAGCUUGUUUAGCAAGUGAACUAGUACCUCCCUUUGAUGAGUCAGAGCCUAAUUUAAGCCCUCCAAGAUUUAUUUACAGGAGAGCAAAAUAGGUUGUAGUAAGACUUGACAGUGCUAUUUAAAGAUUUUGUUUCUUAAUGUGAGUCUAAUUCUAAAGUAAAAUCAAAUGAAAAGCUAAUAAAAUCACUUUAGGUUUUAAAAGGUCCGAUUAUAUCUCUUAUAUUUGACAUUGCUUUUCCAAGCAAAGAAGAAAAAAUUGAUGAUAUUAAAUAAAAACUUACUGCAAAUGUUUGCUCUAUAAUUUAAGAAAUUAUUAAUUAUAAAACUGCAGAAUAAAACAAAAGCUAAUCUAAUGAAAUUCUUUCUGUAAAAACUAUUAAUUUGAUUGAAAAAAUUACAUUUUUCAAUAUGAAAUUAUUUCAGAAUUACAAAAAAUAAUAAGAUACAGAGUAUUUAUACUAAAUUAUUGAGGUUUUAAGUGAAGAAGAUCUGAUUUAAUUCUCAGAUAAACUUUAAAGAGUUUCACAAUUUUCAGAUAUUCUUAAACUAUUAAUGAAAAUUGUUGAAGAAAAAGGAGAGAUUAGCGCUAUACCAUCAUAUAAGAGAGUUAGAUAAUUUAUUAAAUAAAUUUUAGAAGGAUUUAUGGAAGAUUAAGAUUUAAAAGUUCAAAAAUAUUUUGAUUUCUUAAUUGAGUGUUUCUUAUCUCCUAUUAUAUAAAUAAAUAUUCCCAAAUUUUCUGAAAGAAAAAAUAUCUGCUAACAAUUAAUAGAUAUGUACAAAAUAAAUGAAUAAAAUGAUUAAUCUGGAAGUUAGCUUUCCUCUCUUAUUGCUUUAUUCACAUUUUGGCUUUAAGGAUCAACUCUAAACAUUCCUACUGAUGCCUUUAACGAUAUUAUUCAACUAAUUUCCAAAGAAUAUCCUGGAAUUUAAAAAAUUAUUCAACCUAAUGAGGAUUAAAAUAAAAAUACUGCUAAAAUUACUUAAAAGUUAAAAAAAUUCUAAAGCUUCUUUAAUUUGUUUGAUAUUUUAAUUAAUGAUCCUUGUAUUGGCUAAAUUAAAAUAGAAUAAAAUAGCAAAUAGCUUUAUGGAGUAUCUUAUAGUUUUAGUGAUUUUAUUAUAGAUUCUAUGAGAGUAAAAUAUAAAAAUAUGUCAAGUCUUGAGGAUUUCAAUGUCAUUUUACAAUCUUCAUACUUUGAAAACAUAUCAAAAUAGAUGAAGAUACCUACUUUUUAAUUAGUAGGAUUGCUUCACCUUGUUCUAAAAAACCCUAAAACUUUAGAAGCAAAUUCUUGCAUCAAAAUGAUUUUCCAAUAAUUUAGAAUUAAUGAAAAUAGAAUUCAAACAUUUUUGCACAUUUAUGAUCUUCUCAUAUCAGUAGACGAAAGAGAUUUAAAUAAUGCUCUAAAUUAUUUGUAAUUUAACUAAUUGAAUAUUUCGGUUUCUUAUGGUUAGAAUUAAGCUGUAUAGCUUGACACAGAAUCAUUUGCUUUGCUUUUAAUGUUCUAAAGAAAUAAAUUUAGAACUAAUUUAAAAGCAAACUCUAGAAUUAUGAGACUAUUCUCUUUAAUAUUCAAUUGUGAAACAACAAAAUUAGAUUAAUUAUCUAAAAUGUUUAUUAGUAUAAAGUUUUCAUCUUCUCACUUGUAAUAGUAAGCUACUUUGGCUGAGGAGUUUUAAGGAAAUAUUUAAUCUUUAAUGUCUCUUGAAUAAGAGGGUCCUAUAGGUUAAAAAACCUUAAGUUAGAUUUUGAAGAUAUUUACUCUUUAAAAUAGUAUAAACUAACAAAUAAAAUCGCUUUAAAGUAAAGAAAUUAUAAUCUUCUCAAAGCUGCUCUCAACAAGAAAUAUUCCUUUAGUUUACCCUGAAAUCUAGGCUUAACAGUUCAAAGAUUCGGUCUAAGAUUUAUCUACUUUAUUAAAUGUUGAUGAAUAUUAUAUUCAAAAUUUUUUAAUUCUCUUUACUUGUGCUAAUUCUUCUAAGUUUAUGAAAGCUUUUUAAGUUUUUGGAAUUUCCAUUGAAGAAAACGAGGAGUCAUUUAUCGAAGCAUAGGCUUAAUUUGUCAAUCAAAUAGAAACUAAAUAAGGUAUAAUAAAGGAAAUACAACAAAAUCUUCUAAGAUCUAAAAUACCAUUAAAUAUGUUAGAAUAACUACUCCUAUUCAACUCUUUACCUUCAGACUCUGAAACUCUUUAUUACAUAUUAAACACUUUUUACGAAAAUAUAAGUGAAUCAGUUAAACUACUUAUAAAUUUCCAUUAUAGUAUACCAGCAAUAGAAGAUAAAUCAUUAUAGUCUGAAAUUAAGAAAUCAAUUUUAUAAGGUAACCCAAAAGCCAAUAUUGGUGGGCUGGAAACUUUAAUUUAAAUAUUUAACAACGGAUCAUAAAAAGAAGAAAAUAUAGCUUUGUUUUUGCAAUAUCUUCAUGAUUAGAAAAAAAUUUUACCUCUUCUUUUAGGUUCACUGUUUACUUAUUUGAAUGGAGACGGGGAGUAAAUAUAAAUCUAAACAGAUGAAAAUCUAGGAGAGAAAAAGCUUGGUUACUUCCAGUAGAAAUUUAAUAUUUCAGUUGAAUAGUACUUGUCUCGUAAAUUAGAUCUCAAAACUGAAUUUUUUACUGCACUCCCAAGUGUUUUUGUUAAUGACACAUAUACAUUUGCUUCAGAAUUUAUAAAGUUUUACAGAUAAGAAGAUUAUUAAAUCUAAAGAGAAUAUAUUUAAAAUUAAGGUAAAAAAAAUAAUAGUUCUAAUUAAGUAAACGACUCACAAUCAGCAAAUAGCAAUUUAAAAUAAAGCAAUUUAGAAAAUUUGGUUAAUAGGGUUACUGUUUAAGACAAAGAAUUGGAAUAGUUUAUUAGAUUAUUUUCUAAAAAUUCUAUCAACUCUUCUUUCUUCAGCAGAGAGCUUUCUCUUCCAAUAGAUUUAGUUGAAUUAAUAUAAACUAUAUGUUUUAUCAAAAAUGCAGAUGAAGAGAAAAGAUAAAAGUCUUAUGAUGCUCUUUAGUAAAAUAACUCCUGCUUAAAAAUAUUCUCAUAAAUAGGAAUAGAUAUGAAUGAGUUCAUAACGUGUGUUAAAUUUUUUUAUCAAGAUUUUGAAGUAAGCGAAUCAUAAAUACUGCAAAAAGGAUUGAAGCUUCCUUCCAAAUUCCCGUUUACUGUUUUAUAAAAUUUAUUGCUUUUAGAUGUUUACUUACCUCCAUUUGAUGAUCCUGCAUAAAACAGAAAGAAAUUAUCUUAAUUUAUGAAAUCAAACUAGCUCGUAAAUGACAUGGGAAUCAAUUUGAAGUGGCUCUAAUUAUUAUAUGUUCUUUACGGUGACUUCACUGUUUUAAAGACAUUUGCCGAAGGUGAAGUUUAGAUGGUUACAAGCAAAAAGGAAACUAAAGAAAUUAAUAUCCUAACAGGACUUUUUGGUGUUCUCAAUAAGAAAAAGACAGAAAUUUAAGCAGGUGAUUUCUUUAAGCAAAUAUAUUAGAAGUUCAAAGUGUAAAAUAAACUAUUUGGAUAGUAUGAUAAAAAUUAGAUCAAACAAAGAUAGCAGGGAAGGAAAGAAGAAGCAGUUCUCUCUUCUGACUAGCUAUAAAAAGGAAAUACUUUCGAAUAUGCUAUAUAUCAACUGUGUAAAGAAAUGUACAUAAGCCCUGUUUGGGUACUUUUAAUGUCUGGUGACUAUGGAAUGUGGGAUGAAUUAUGCGGUACAUAUUAUGGAUAUUACAAAUAUGAGAAAUUAACCAAAUCUCAUAAUAAUCCCAUUCAAAUACUUAUUCUUAUCCUUAGAAUGAAAAAAUGUCCAACUAUAAUCAAAGAAUUCUUAAUCUAAAACGAACUAGCCAUUCUUUCUCCAAAUAUAUUUGAAAAUACUGAAAAAGACUAAACAGUAAAAGACCUUGAAGAAAAGAGUGAGAAGUUAAUUAGUGAAUAAAACUAUAUUUUAUAAAAUAUUUUACAACUUAACAUUGAGAGUUUUAAUGAGCUAGCAGAGUAAGUUUAAUUCCCAACAAAAGUAUUAAAUUUAGUGGCAUCUUAUGAAUACAAUGAUAAUCCUUAAGACUAUAAGGAUAUUAAAUUUUAAGAAUCUGAAGUUGAUAACAUUUUAGUUUAGGCUUCUAAAAAAAUAUUUAUUGCAAAUAGAUCAAAGGCAGCUAAACAACAGAAAAAUAGUGUAAUGGCAAUAAAUAUAAAUCCCAUAAACCAUGGUAAAACUGUUUACAGUGAAGUGAAAAAUAUAUUCAAGAAAGUUGAUUGGGAUUUUUGUGAUUAUGAUGACAAAGUUUAACCUGAAAAGAUUGAUUUCCCAAAUAAGUAAUCUAAAGAAUAAUUCGGGCGUAAUGAGUUAAUGCAAGUAGUUUGGAUAAGUACGCUUACAAAUUUAUAAACUUCUUACUAUGGCUACUAAAAUAACAGUGAUAGAGAUAGUGACCACUAUAAAUUAGUAUCAUAUGAAAUCGAUCUUUUCUUAUCAAUAAUUGAAUACUAUUACUUCUUUUGCCCAAAAAAUAAUUAGAUUAGCAAAUAUAAAAUCUUUUAUUUGAUUGCUCUUGCUUGUGGAUUUAAUUUCGAAUUAAAAGAUGUAUUCAGCUGCAAUCCUUAUGAUUCUAUUUACAACCAACUUUUCAGAAAAUAAAAUAUUCAUAAACUUGAUGAAUAAGAGUAAUAUAAAGCCCUUAAAGAAUUUUUCAAAGUAAAUGUCUUGAAAAACUUAAAUUAAGUAAUCUCUAUAAGAGAAUCAAAGGAUUUGGAAAUAGUUUAAAAUGAAGGAGAUUUCUAUUUUAGAAUCUUCUAUAAUAGUGUUUAUAAGAGAAUUGCUUCUUAGCACGAUGGAUAAAUAUCUCAAAGUAUUUUUGAUAUGUACAUCAAUAACUUUGAUGAUUUAAUUAGACCUUAGUAUCCCUCAGAAAAGUAAUUAAAGUCUAUACAUGAGUUAUAUCUUUCCCAAUCAGAUGAAAAAGAAUUGCUAGAGUUGUUAAAAGCAGAAGAAUAGGAUUACUUAAAAUCUACUUCUAUUUAAAAUUUCACAUUUUUAAUUGAUUUUUAUAAAGAAAACUAUGAAUCUAUGAUAGAAAAUGAUUAUUUCAUAUAAAAAUAUGAAAAAGAAUUAAAAUAUAUUGUUGGCGUCCUAACUCUCAAUGCUGCCUUUAUUUCUGCCAAGGGAGACAUUGAUGUAGAUGAGUUUGUUGAUUCUCUUUCACUUGUUUCUUAAUACAUGGUGAGCAAUAAAAGAGCUCUCACUUAAGUCCUUUUACUAUUUAUUGAUGGACAUGAUUUUAAUCUCUCAUCAAUAACUGAUGUCUUGCAGAUAAGAUCUCAGACUCUAAAAACAUUUUCUUGCAUUUAUUUGAGCAAUAAUUCUACAACUCUUGAUGAUGAUUUUGAUUUUCUUCUAUCUCAAACUUCAUAUUCUUAAACGAAUAAAUGGGUUAUUAAGAAUAUUAUAAAUUUGUAUCUAGGAGAUAUGGCUUAAAUAAUGAGCUUGGUUUCUUAUUCUUAUAAUUUUAGUGAUCCUGCUUGCAAGAGUUAUCAAGAAUUAUAUAAGUUUUUAUAUGCAAUUGAUAGUAAUUAUUUGCAUGCAAUACCUCACCAACAAGGGAAUAUAAAUAUAUUAAAUUUGUAAUACUUAUCAUCUGAGAUUGAAGAAUAAGAAGAAUUAUAAAAUGAAAUUAUUUUCUAAAUAUGUGAUUCAGUAAUUUAUUCAAAUGGUUUUUCAUUAGAACCUUAAGUUAGAUUAAGUGUUGAAGAAGAAUAGCAAGAUCCAACUGCUAAAUUUAAGAAACUAUAUUACGAAUCUGCAAAUAUAAUAAGAUCUAUUUGCAGAAAUGAUUGGAGAUUUAUAAAUAAUAUCCAUUAAGAUGAGCUUAAAAGAUAAGCUUUUUGCUAGCUUUUUGAUCUUAGUGAAGAUAAUUGUGAUCUUGUGUAGGCUCUUUCUUUGAUAAAACCUGAUAUAACUAAACUUAAAGGAGAUCCUUAAUUAAAUGAAUUAUUCUCUGAAGAAAAUAUUAAUAGGUUCGUAAGCAAGCUAAAAUAAUUUGGUAUUUGUAAGUAAGAUUAAACUGAGGAAGAGGAGUAAUGCUUAAUUUUAACAUUCGUAGCAAACGAGUCUUUCCCUCAUCUUGCUAACUAUUUAAAUAAAAUAACUAAUAGUAAAUUGUCUAAUAGCUAGGCAGUGGGGAUUGCAUAAAAAUAAGAGCUAUCUCAUAUAUUAUUAUCUAUAUUGAUGGUUAAGAAUUGUACAAAGAUUGAUUGGUAAGAGCUUUAUGGUUUAAUUAAAAGUGACAAAUAUAACGAGAAAUAUGGUGAAGAAAUAACAUUAAAUGAGCUUUAGAUAUUUACCAGUAAAUGCUUAUCAGGAUUUGAUGUUUUUUCCGCUAUUUUUGAGUAAGACGUAAAUUCUAAUAGACAUACUGAAGAUACAACUGAAAUAGACUCAAUAUAAAGUGGUACUACAACUCGAACUGAAAAAAGACUUUUAGACACUUCUAAAUUUUAACAAUUCAAAUAUUUUGACUUAGAUGUAUUCUAAAAAAUAUAAGUGUUAUUUGAUGAAAAUAUUAACUCUAAAUCAUACAUCUCUUUGUAUUAUUUAUAAAAAACAAAAAAAAUUUUAGAAUAAAAGCUUAAUCCUUCUAAUCUACUAUCUGCUAAUUUAAAUAAGCAGACAUAUUAAUAGCUUUCCUCUCUAAUUACAGGUGAAGCUUUCUUCCAAAAAGCUAAAAAUAAUCCUGUAUUGAAAAAAAUUAAAUAUGUUUCUAAGAUCUUUUUGAGCAAAAAUUAAGAUUAAUUCACAAAACUGAUAGAAAAAUUCACUAAAAGUGAUAAAAAUGAAACUGGUGAUUACCUCAACCACAUUAUUUCAUUUGCUUUGAAGCUCAUGUAUAAUACUAUUAGUAAGCAAAAAGUCUCAAACGAUUAGCAAAUUAGCAAUUUUCAUCUCUAAAUUGAUAGCUUAAUAGACAUACUCCAAGCUUUAUUUAGCAAGCCAUUGGCUUAAAAACAAAGUGGAAAUGAUCAGCAAAUAAAUAACAAUAAAUUAGAAGUUUAAUUUAUUAAUAUAGUAUGCAGCUUCAUUUUAAACAAUAGCAAAGAAGAUUUAACCAAAAAUUUUAAUUAACUUCAUAAGUUCUUCUUUGACUGCUUAAAUGAAAAAUUUAGUUAAGUAGCUUAAUUCUUUUAGCAUGACAAAGAAUAAAUACAAGCAGUUUAUAAAAUUCUAUAAAAACUUCUUGAUAGACCUCUUUUAAAUUUAGAAGAUGAAAAUUUAAUCGAAGACGUUUUGGAUCUUUUACAGUCCUUUGAUAAAGAACUAAUUGACAAAAAAUUAGUCACUUAUUUAAUUAACAUGGUUGUUCAAAGUGACUUUAAAAGCCUUUUAGGAAUUAUUGAAUAUUCAAACUUAGUAUCUUAAAGUGAAUUUAAAAUUAUUAAGUAAUCUAUUCAUAAAAUUAGUAGCCUCUCAAUAUUUGGUAAUAGAGGAGCUCUUAAGCAUUUCACCAAACCAAGACCUGUAAUUUCAGACUAAAUGAAAGAAAUUACUAAGAGAAUAUAAGAAGGAAAAAUAACAACAGCUGACGUAUUCUUUUCUAUAGACAGCAGCGGAGAUGGAAAUGGAUCAAUUUCUAUGGAAGAGUUUUGUAACUUCUUAAGAAGGACAGGAAUAUAAAUGAGUGAGCAUAGAGUUAACGAAUUAUUUGCUACUAUUAAAAAAAAUAGAAGAGCAGGUAGCAGGCAGACUGAUGGUAACGAUCUCAAUUAUGAGGAGUUUGAAGAAGCAUAUUAGUAUAUAAAUACGAAAAAAACUGAUAUGUCUUUAGAAAAAUUAGGAAUUUCUCCUGCUUUGCUAGCACUUUCAUUAGGAACACUAAUCAUUAUUCUUAUAUUGCUUCUGGUCUUCAUAUUCUUGGGAAUAAAAGCCUUUGCUUUAGGUGGCACUUUUGGAAGUAUAAUAAAUUCAAUUAUUCCAGCAGUUUCUAUUUCAGGAACAGCCUCUUCUUCAAGCAAUAAAAAAGAUUCCUUAAAAGAAGAUAACAUCAAAGGAGUAAUGAAGGAAACCUACUAAAUUCUGCAUUCUAAUCAACUAUGA